CUGCACUCCAAUUCCGACAAAGGUGAUGGAUCAGUCAAAUACAUUCUUACUGGAGAAGGGGCAGGGACUAUCUUUAUUAUUGAUGACACGACUGGAGACAUCCAUUCAACCAAAAGCCUAGAUCGAGAGCAGAAGACACACUAUGUGCUUCAUGCCCAAGCUAUUGAUAGACGGACAAACAAGCCACUCGAGCCUGAAUCUGAAUUUAUUAUCAAAGUGCAGGAUAUCAACGACAAUGCACCAAAAUUUACAGAUGGACCAUACAUUGUUACUGUGCCAGAGAUGUCUGAAAUGGGUACAUCUGUUCUACAGGUGACAGCCACAGAUGCAGAUGACCCUACAUAUGGAAACAGUGCCAGAGUAGUGUACAGUAUUCUUCAGGGACAGCCAUACUUUUCUGUUGACCCUAAAACAGGAGUCAUCAGGACUGCCUUGCACAACAUGGACAGGGAAGCCAGAGAGCAUUAUUCCGUUGUCAUUCAAGCCAAAGAUAUGGCUGGGCAGGUCGGAGGGCUGUCAGGGUCAACAACUGUAAAUAUUACACUCACUGAUGUCAACGACAAUCCACCCAGGUUUCCUCAGA
Nestor notabilis (Kea) is the source of this 583-nucleotide messenger RNA. Its product is annotated as cadherin-18. The transcript has 3 exons. Gene Ontology annotation, cellular component: plasma membrane; catenin complex; adherens junction. The annotation marks the transcript as partial. The record is from RefSeq and is a predicted model, not a curated record. Gene Ontology annotation, molecular function: calcium ion binding; cadherin binding. Gene Ontology annotation, biological process: cell morphogenesis; homophilic cell-cell adhesion; multicellular organism development. NCBI's taxonomy places the organism in Eukaryota, Metazoa, Chordata, Aves, Psittaciformes, Psittacidae.